UUUUUAUUGAGCCGUCGUGGGCACACGUCACUGGUCAGGUUUCAGUGCGCAGCCUGGUGGACGGACAGGUCCCAUGAAAGAACUUCUGUGCUGAGUUUCAUGAGCGUCCCUCGACUCAGAGAUGCUGUAAGAAGCACUAAAGGGGUUUUCCUUGUGAUGAAGACACUUAGGAUUCACUCUCUUAACUUCCGCAUCUGUCACACAGCAGGGUCCCUGCCAGGGCCAUCAGGUGGUUCGCUCCCUCCCUCGUUCUCAUUUGUCUCCUACCUGGAAGUCUGUGCCUUCUGCGCCCUUCCUCCACUUCCCCUCCUUGCACUUCCCAACUCUCGAACCACAACUCUGGUCUCUUUUUCCGUGAGUUUGCGUUUCUUUGUGGUUUUAGAUUCCGCUUAGAAGUGCAAUCGUACGAUAUUUCUCUGAUUUCUUGUCGUUUUGUCCAUGUUACAAUUUUUAAAGCAAAUAAUGUUGUCUGUUCUGGGCUUUAGAUUCCACAUAGCGUGUUUAGGUAGGGAUUGAACAUUUGCUUUCCGUUUGGAAAACUUUGUUUACUUAAGCUAUCCAGUACUUACAGUUUCUGGAACCGAGAAGAGAAUGCCACGAGAGGCUGGCUGUUGUGGGACACGGGUUGGGGCGCGCUGCCUUCCUGGCUCCUCUGGGACUUGAUCUGGGUCUCCCGAUGUGCCAUCAUCUGUGACCAGUCAGACUGUACACAGAGUUGUCUGUGACCCACAUUUCAUGGCACAGGCCGUGCAUGAGGGGUCACGGGGAUGGUGAGUGGGGCAAGAGAGCAAGGGGCAGAGGAGCGGGCUGUUGGAGAGGCAGUUAGGGGCCUGGCCACGGAUGGGGUGGUCGGAGUGCAUCUGGGAUUCGCACUUGAGGACCGCUCCCUGUCCUAGGCUCCAUAGAGAAGGGAUAUGGGUACUGCUUUCAUGGAGCUUAAACUGGGGUUAGGGGUGACCCUGGCUCAUGACCCCUGGGCUGUAGUGAUUUGUUGUGUCAAGGAUGAGACAUCUUGAGAAUUUCGUACACCCUUCUGCCUUGUCAAGGUGCAGGCGGCCCGCCAUCGGCACUGCAGACCCAGCCCGUGUUGAAUGCUGCAGGUGGGCGGGUCACUGACCUUUGGUCUCCCCCUCUAGUAUGCCCUGCACGUGUACAACGAGGUGAUGAGUGUUGGGCAGAAAUACGGAAUCCGGAAUGCUGGGUACUAUGCUCUUCGUAGUCUUCGAAUUGAGAAGUUUUUUGCCUUCUGGGGUCAGGAUUUAAAUACCCUCACCACCCCCCUGGAAUGUGGACGAGAAUCUCGGGUGAAACUGGAAAAGGGGAUGGACUUCAUCGGCCGCGAUGCCCUGCUGCAGCAGAAGCAGAAUGGGGUGUACAAACGCCUCACCAUGUUCAUCCUGGACGAUCACGACACUGACCUGGACCUCUGGCCGUGGUGGGGAGAGCCCAUUUACCGCAACGGGCAGUACGCGGGCAAGACCACCAGCAGUGCCUACAGCUACACCCUGGAGCGCCACGUCUGCCUGGGCUUCGUGCACAAUUUUUCUGAGGACACUGGGGAAGAGCAGGUGGUGACAACAGAUUUCAUCAACCGGGGGGAGUAUGAGAUUGACAUCGCGGGACACCGGUUCCAGGCCAAGGCGAAGCUCUACCCGGUCACCUCGCUGUUCACCCACAAGCGCCGGAAGGAUGACGUGGAGCUCAGUGACUUGCACGGGAAGUAAUGGCCACUAGCCUCGCUUCCCCACCUGCCCACUCCCGCGGGGCUUCCCCCCCACCACCACCCCUGUCCUCCCAGCUCCUUGAUGGGAUUUUAAACUUCACCCGCUUUUAAACCUUUUGCUUUGCAGCCUCUCUUCUCCUUCCACCUUUCCUCCUCCCUUCUGCACUUUCCCAUCUGCUACUCAUUCUGGGCUGUUCUUCCCACCCACCCCUUCACCCCCCCGAUUCCCGUGGCAACAUGAAGCAUGGCUGAUGGGCAGGACAGGUGCACACUCCACUUGUGGAAGUAGGUAACCGUGACCGUCUGAUUUCUAAUGUUGUGUCUCGAAGCAAGGGAAGCGGGGGCUCACUUUUCUCGGAGCGCCCACCCGCUCAUUUUGGUGGGUGUUGUGUGCUUGACUCAGCGCUUUGCGCGAGCCCGCCCGUGCUACACCAGGCAGACCAUUCUCCUUUUCCACUGGGCUGUGGGUGGGCACCCUGACCCCUCUAGCAAGAGGAUGACCAUCUACCUCACUCAUGAGCGGCAUCACGGGGACGUUACCUGGUCUCUAGCGAACAGCUGACCUGGCUCCGGCCUAAAAUUCCUUCUGUCUCAGAGGGUUUGUUGGCCUGAGUAAACAAGCCGGUGUUUGAAAGGGAAAACCACGUUGCCUUUUGUGUUGCUCUUCCCAGCUGAAAGGGUCUGCUCUCCGGAGGUGCUCAGCACCGAGGUGGUUUCCCGCCCUUAGAAGGCUGCUGCUUCCCGCCGCUCCAGGCUCGGUGACCCGACCCAGCAUCUCCCUCACCUGUCCCUCGUGCGGCAGGCGCUGCUGUCCCUGCGGAACAGGGUGGGUGUGCUGUCCUGGUGAGGAACCAAACCUUGCUGGCUGGCCUCCCAUGUUUGGCUUCCUCUGGCCCAGAACAGGCAGAUCCCCCCCGACUGACCCCACGGGUCUGUGGGUCUGCCCGCCAGCCAGCCGGCGCUCUGGGUCUCUGGAAUGGAAAAGGGCCUGGGGCGCCGGGAAGGCCCUCCACACUGUUAGGUAGGCUCUGCGUCCAUCCUGUGCUGUUCCAGAUUUUAAACCUUUGUUGUGGUAACUUGGAAGCGUUAGCUCUGAUAGGUCUCUGUACUAGAGAGUCUUUUGUUUUAGAGCAGCUGAAAAUUCUCCGGCGGGUCUGUCCUUGGGGUGUUUACUUAAUCAGAUGGAUUCCUUCUAGACACUGCUUGCCAUUUCCCCAGCCAGACAACUCCUACUUGAUUAGUGACUGCUCAAGGAGGUCUCGAUUGAUUUAUUAAGGGAGUAGGUCGUUAGAACUCUGUUCCCUGAGAGCUGCUGCCCCCUGGGUAGGGAGGAGAAGGAGGAGAAAGGGGCAGAGCGGUCGCCCCGCUGCAAAGCAGAGUGCAGCAGUGGAGAUGCGCAUAGGAGAGCGGGCGCUGGGCCGACGCGGCAGGGGCCCAACUGACCAAGGAACGCGGCACUUAAAGUAUGCCGUGCUCUGUGCCACACUCGUCUUUGUAAAUGAAGGAUUAUUUAGGGUUGAAUCUAAAAGACAUCCUAGAUUUAUGUGUUAAGGGUCACACUUUUAAGACUCUGGUGAGAUGUUAAUAUCCUGAGGCAUCACUUGUUUAUUGAGGGCCCUGACACACACUUCGCUUCUGCCACUUUGACACCCUUGAAAUCUCUUGCUUAAUUCAGACAUCAUCAGUGUGAAUCGGGUAGUUUCUCUCUUUGGUCCUAACUCUGAAGGGGGUGACUCACUCCUGUCUCCUUGCACACCGGGCAGUCAGGCCACGUGCAUUUACCUUGUGUGAUCACUCGUCUCUCCCUAGAGAUCCCUCAGAUCUGGACUCCCAGACGGUACGAUGGCUGGUCCUUUUUCUCUCUGAAAUGAUCCGCCGUCACCUCUUGUGCUCUCUUGAGGGAGGGGCUCUACUCUCUUCUUUUUGAACCUGGAAACACAAAGUGUACCGGCCUCAAGCAGAUAAAACUCAGGGCUGCCCGUCUCCUGUGGCCCCUCUCCUCCCUUGGAACACCUGCUUACUCGUGCCACAUGUAUGUAAAUCCUGGUUCCCUGCCGUGGUUCCUUGUCUUAUAUGGAAGCUUGCAGCAGAGACACUACCUGUCCAUAACAAUGGCAAAGUCAGGAAAGCUCGAAUUUGGAAAAUUUAAGAGCGAGGGACAAGAACGACCUGCUAACCUGGGUUGGAGCCACCGAGCACCACACAGGCAGGACCUGCUCCAGGAGAGAGAACCCAACAAUUCCCACUACAUUUCUAGUGCUCUGCUGGGGGCGGGGGUCUCUCCCUGUACCCCCAAAUACAAGAGCUGCCGUUCAGGCCAAGGGCCCAGAGACCACUUAAGCUCAGUGAUUAACCUCAGUUACCCCAUUUCUGCAGGAGAAACCCCGUCACUUGGCUUCUCACCAGGAGACAUGUCCAUGGAUUCUACCUUCUUGUACAGACCAACAGUUUUACCUCUUUCCAAGAAAGUCACUAAAACAAGUGAAAAGUAACGCCACUUUCUCCAUUACCCUGCCUCUGAGUGCAUUUGAAAUGUUAACACCCCCCCCCCCCCCCCCCCCCCCCACGGAUGCAGCAGGAAUGACAGCAGCUUUCUGAAAGUGGUUUAGCUUCACUGAAGAGCUGACCCCUCACCUUGCUUUCUGGCUUGGUCUAUCCUCUGCCUCACGGACACGUGUGCUGGCAUCGGAGUGAGUCUUUACCCUCCUCUGAGAACCUAAGGGACAUAAAAGGGAAGCUUCUAUAACCUGUUGUCUUGGUUCUGACCCUAGAAGGCUGUGUCCCAGCUGACUUUCAGGGGUAGCUACCGGGUUCAAUUUUCUCUCUGUAGCUGCCUGACCAGUAUAAGCAGCAAGGAGCAGCAAGGCUCCCCUUCAGUGUCCAAGGUAGAGGUGUGGUCACUAGUGCUUAAUACUGAAGAACUUUCUACUGUUUCUUUCCAUUUCCUUUUGCACACCCCCCUGCACCCACAUCCCUCCCCAAAUUGAUAAAAGCAGCUUUUAUCAGCACGAUAAAGGGAACAUUUUCACGAUUCAAGAACAGUCAUUUGCAGGCACAUGGAUUCAGGAGCAGCACAGCAGAGGGGCAGAAAUGGUAGCUGACCGAAGGGUCGUGCUAACCGUGUCCCACUGUGAGCGAGCCCCGGCUCUGCCUGGCAGCCCCCACCUCGGCCUCCUCCACUGCAAGGUGCUGAGUUGUAAGGCUCCCUCCCCACCCGCACAGGGAUUGCAUUUGCAGUCCCUCAUCACUACAAAUGCACUAUUUUUCCAGAGAACUAAAUAUUUUUGUAUGUCUUUGCCUUCUCUGUCCAUUAAACACCAGAGUUAUUCAUUGUAUAAUAUGAUUCUUGACUUCUCUGAGCAGAGACUCUGCAUCCCUUGAAGAAUUAGACAUUUCUUCAUGGGCUCGCUUUCUCUUAUUUAGAUGUACCUACUUUUACCCUUCGCAAACCUUUUCUGCCUUCUUGGUUUUCUGUCUCUCAAGGACAGAAAUUACAAGAGGGUGGAGAGGAUAUUUUUAGCAUCUGUUUCAAAAGAUCUAUGCCAGGAUUUCCUUUGCACACCAAGAACUGGAGCUGGGAGCACCUCUCUUUAAGCCCGGUUCUCGUGCCUUACCCCAGAAUGUCCCAUGGUGGGUGUAGACAGGAAGGAUGAAAAGAAACUUCAUUUCAGUCUGAGGGUUCCCAUCCACCCCACCAUAGCCUCCCUUCCCCAGAUCAAGCAGAUGAGGGGUAGAAAGUUUCUGCAGCUUGUUUCAAUCGGGGUUUCUAGCAGCAUAGUUAAUACUCUCGGGUCUACUCUUGGGAUCCAGGAAAUGCCACUGUAAUGAUUGUACAAGGCUGUAACUCCUUAUUUACGUUUAUAAAUGUGCAGUUCACUCAGCCCCUUUCUGUCCCUGUGUAGCAUCAGCUUGUGGUGCUGAAGACAUCGGAGGCACUUUAGGGGCUGGGAUUUUUCUCAAGAGCUCUGAUAACUUCAGGUACCUAGGGGGACUGAGCAUUUCUGCCUCCAUGAAUGCGGUAUUAAUAUUGUGCACUGUGUUUCUAUCAAGCCAGAUUCCAAUUAAGAUUUUCUUUUCGUAUUACUAAGUUUGUAAAUGAAUAAACAGACAUUUUAAUUA
Molecule: messenger RNA, 5842 nt
Organism: Leptonychotes weddellii (Weddell seal)
Lineage: Eukaryota; Metazoa; Chordata; Mammalia; Carnivora; Phocidae
Source: RefSeq, a predicted model, not a curated record